UCAUGGGGCCCCCGGGCAAUAGGGGAUCAUGGGGCCCCUGUGUCCUUGCCCAAACUCAAAAAAGCCUAUGAAAAAGGUACCAGGGGCAUCUCAUGGGGCCCCCUACUGACCCUGGGCCCUCGGGCAGUGCCCGAGUUUCCAAAUGGUCAGUCCGCCCCUGGAUAUGGAAAAAUUGAUGCUCAGGUCAAUUAAGGGGUAUGAAGACAGCUCUGCAAGAGUUAACAUGGUACAGAAUCAAGUGAGUAGUUGCCAAGGGUAACGGAGGUCUAAUAACCAGCAAAAGCAGCCUUUUGUGAAACGUGGUAUCUGUGCCAGGUGAAGCAUACAUAUGGUAGUGAAG
This is a messenger RNA of Staurois parvus, 340 nucleotides long. The record is from the annotation of a GenBank genome assembly. Lineage: Eukaryota; Metazoa; Chordata; Amphibia; Anura; Ranidae.